CCGGGUCUCAGCGCUGGGCGCCGCGACCUGAGAAAGAACCUGGGGAGAGGCCGGAAGCACUCGGAAGUCAGGUGCUCCCCGGGCCGAGCGAGUGAUUGGCUUGGAAGCACGAGAAUGAUGCCGCUGAGACUGCCGAAUCGUCUGGGCAGGGUUUGGAGCCUCUGAUAAGCUCCUGUGACCCGUGCAUGCCUUUGGAGAGGAAGAAGAGGGAGAGGCCUGCUUUCUCUGGAAUCCGGUGGUCACAUCCCCACCUGAAUGCCCACCUCAGGUGUCGUCAACAUGGAGUUCUGAAGUCCCUGUGGUUCCUCACAGUGAACCAGGUCUUAAGGAAAAUGCAGAGACGCCACAGCAGCAACACGGAUAACGUUCCACCUGAAAGAAAUCGCAGUCAAGCGCUCAGCUCUGAGGCGAGUGUGGACGAAGGCGGAGUCUUUGAGAGUCUGAAGGCAGAAGCGGCCUCCCCGCCAGCGCUCUUCUCCGGCUUAUCGGGCCUCCCGACAGGCAGCCUCCCCGCCACCCCUUUCCCGUCCAGCCUGGUGCUGGGGGCCGCGGCGGGCGGCGGGGACGUGUUCCUCCAGAUGCCCACAUCCAGGGAGGAAGGUGGGGGCCGCGGUGAGGGGGGCGCCUACCACCACCGCCAGCCCCACCACCACUUCCACCACGGCGGCCACCGCGGGGGCUCCCUGCUGCAGCACGUGGGCGGGGACCACCGCGCGCACUCCGACGAGGCCGGCGACGAGCAGCCGGGGACGCCCGCCCCAGCCCUGUCCGAGCUGAAGGCCGUGAUCUGCUGGCUCCAGAAAGGGCUGCCCUUCAUCCUCAUCCUGCUGGCCAAAGUGUGCUUCCAACAUAAGCUUGGCAUUGCUGUGUGCAUCGGGAUGGCCAGCACCUUCGCCUAUGCCAACUCCACGCUCCGGGAGCAGGUCUCUCUAAAGGAGAAGAGGUCGGUGCUGGUCAUUUUGUGGAUCUUAGCCUUUCUGGCGGGGAACACCCUGUAUGUGCUCUACACGUUCAGUUCCCAGCAGCUGUAUAACAGCCUCAUAUUCCUGAAGCCCAACCUGGAGACGCUGGACUUCUUUGACUUGCUGUGGAUCGUGGGCAUCGCAGACUUUGUGCUCAAGUACAUCACCAUCGCCCUCAAGUGCCUUGUCGUGGCCCUGCCCAGGAUCAUCCUGGCCGUCAAGUCCAAGGGAAAGUUCUAUCUGGUCAUCGAGGAGUUGAGCCAGCUGUUCCGAUCACUCGUUCCCAUCCAGCUGUGGUAUAAAUACAUCAUGGGUGACGAUGCCUCCAACAGCUACUUCCUCGGAGGGGUCCUAAUCGUUCUCUACAGCCUCUGCAAGUCUUUCGACAUUUGUGGCCGCGUGGGUGGAGUUAGGAAAGCCCUGAAGCUUCUCUGCACCUCUCAGAAUUAUGGAGUCCGGGCCACUGGGCAGCAGUGCACAGAAGCUGGUGAUAUCUGUGCUAUCUGCCAGGCUGAGUUCCGAGAGCCUCUGAUCCUUAUGUGCCAGCACGUGUUCUGUGAGGAGUGCCUCUGCCUCUGGCUGGACCGUGAGCGCACCUGCCCGCUCUGCCGCUCGGUUGCCGUGGAUACCCUGCGCUGCUGGAAGGACGGGGCCACUUCGGCACACUUCCAGGUGUACUAGGGCUGAAGACUGCAGCAUCGGUGCUCCCAGGCACACCAGGGAGAUGACGGAGGGUCAGCGGUGUUGGGUCCAACUCCGGGGGCUUCCUGGGAAAAAGUCCUCAAGCACUGACUGUCCUCCUUCCUGCCUCUCUCCAUCUCUUCCUCUAAAGCCAGGCCCCUGUCCCCUUCCCCACCUUCACCUUCUUCUCUUGCUCUGAUCAUGGUGUGUGCAUCCUACCCCUACACAUGGGGACGCCUUCUCACUCAGACUCGGUCUCCACCUAUGUAGGUCUCCCACUUCCCUCCAAGUCAAGGAACUGGUAAUGGACCAAGUCCCGCCUGUUGAUUAUUUUAACUCGUGGUGACCUAAUACCUGAUGCUGCAAACUAGAGAGAGGCCUGGAGAUACUGCCUCCCCCUAAAUGGCCCAAGUCCGCAGAUGAGAAUCACUGUGACGUAUUUUCCAAAUACAAAUGCUGAGCCCCACCUUAUACCUACAGUAACUACGUGUACCAGACGCUUAGUGUGAGCUGGGCACAGCAUUGAGCCUCCUGCCCGGACGACCCCCUGUAAUCCUCACAAGAGCCCUAUGGCGGAGGUACUGUUGUUUCCUUUGUUUCACAGAUGAGGAAACUGAGGCAUAGAGCUCCAUGUGGAAACUUUCCCAGGGUCACCCAGUGAGCAAUGAUGGACCAAGUUUCCAGCCCGGGCCUGUCUGGCUUCAGAGCCUGACUCUUAACCACGUGCUGACCCACUGCUCAGACACUUCAGGUGUGGGGCCUCCCAGACAUGUUUCUUUAAAAGCACAAGAGGUGAUUCUGACGCCCGUCAGUGGCUCAGGUGCAUAGCACGUUCGAUUUGGACUGCACUGAGAAUGCUAAUAGUGAACACUAGCUCCUGAAAUCUAGUCGUGGUUGGGUCCAUGGAAAGACUUGGUCCUUAAAAUUGCUGUUUAGCUGGACUCUGGCGGGGAUGCUCAAUCGUGAUUGGCUAUCACGAAAGGCCAUUUCUGGUGCAGAUGCAGAUGUCAUGGGGUGUCCACUCCCAUCUUUAUUUCUCUCCUCCUCCUUUUGUCCUGUCCCUCACUUAAGACUCAGGCUUGUCAACAGCUCCUGUGGCC
Lagenorhynchus albirostris (white-beaked dolphin) is the source of this 2743-nucleotide messenger RNA. It is a transcript of the gene RNFT2, whose product is annotated as ring finger protein, transmembrane 2. Gene Ontology annotation, molecular function: ubiquitin protein ligase activity. The transcript has 11 exons. Bases 186 to 1643 code for a protein of 485 amino acids. The record is from RefSeq and is a predicted model, not a curated record. Gene Ontology annotation, biological process: positive regulation of ERAD pathway. Lineage: Eukaryota; Metazoa; Chordata; Mammalia; Artiodactyla; Delphinidae.